AUGGAUGAGAAUGAAAAAAUCUUCUGCCUGCAGGUGUGUCUGGAGUACAGCAAGUUUGCAAAGGGAAAAGGUGCAAAAGAGGAAGAUGGGUCUCAGAGAGGCAAAGGGGCACAGAUAGAAGACUUCCUGCAGGAAUUUGGAGACACCAGAUUCUGUGCUGGUAGUAAAGAGUAUUGCAGAAUCAGCUUUGGGAUUUUUUGCUUAUUUGUUGGGUCUUGUGUUUUGUUUUUUGGUUUUUUUAAACAGGAAUCUUACCCCUCUUCAUCACCAAUAUGGUUUGUAGAAUCAGAUGACCCAAACCUGACUUCAGUCUUAGAGCGUUUAGAAGAUAUUAAGAAGAGCAAUACUCUGCUUCUUCAGCAGCUGAAGCGAUUAAUAUGUGACCUCUGCAGAUUAUAUAAUCUUCCUCAGCAUCCAGAUGUUGAAAUGUUAGAUCAGCCAUUGCCAGCUGGACAGAAUGGAACAACAGAAGAAGUUACAUCAGAGGAGGAGGAAGAAGAUGAUAUGGGUGAAGACAUUGAAGAUCUGGAUCACUAUGAUAUGAAGGAGGAGGAACCAGUUGAUGGGAAGAAAUCUGAGGAUGAAGGCAUUGAAAAAGAGAACCUUGCAAUCUUAGAAAAAAUCAGAAAAAAUCAAAGGCAAGAUCACUUAAAUGGUGCAGUCUCUGGGUCAGUUCAGGCUUCAGAUCGACUUAUGAAAGAACUCAGGGAUAUAUAUAGAUCACAGAGUUAUAAAACAGGGAUAUAUUCAGUGGAACUGGUAAAUGACAGCUUGUAUGAAUGGCAUGUUAAGCUUCUCAAGGUUGAUCCUGAUAGCCCACUGCAUAGUGAUCUUCAGGUCUUAAAAGAAAAAGAAGGUGUAGAAUACAUUUUACUCAACUUCUCUUUUAAGGAUAACUUCCCUUUUGAUCCUCCCUUUGUGCGAGUGGUGUCUCCUGUGCUCACGGGAGGGUAUGUCCUAGGUGGAGGUGCAUUAUGCAUGGAACUUCUUACUAAACAGGGCUGGAGCAGUGCCUACUCAAUAGAAUCAGUCAUCAUGCAGAUCAAUGCCACUUUAGUCAAAGGAAAAGCCAGAGUACAGUUUGGAGCCAAUAAGAAUCAAUAUAAUCUAGCAAGAGCACAGCAGUCCUAUAAGUCACUAGUACAAAUACAUGAGAAAAAUGGCUGGUACACUCCUCCAAAAGAAGAUGGCUAACGCUGAGGACUGUUGUAUACCUGGACCAAUGUCAACAAAACAAGCUCUUUUUUAUGUUUUCCAACACACAGACUCAAGCUAUGAGUGCCCCUAUAACAGCUGUACUGAGGACUUUAGCUAUUAGAUAAGUUAGUGGAUAAUCUGUCAACUGACACGUACAGUAUAAGUUACAGCCUUACCAUUCCGCUCUUCUUAGGCAUCUGGACUGAGCAGUUUGGGCCUUUACCAUAUUUGUUCUUAUGGAUUAAGCAGAUUUGGGCCACGCCCUCCCUUCUCCCUUUUUUUAUUUGAAAGCAUAAACUCUCCCUGCAGCAGGCUAUCAACUUACUAAAGAUCAUACAAUAGGAGUGAGUUGUUCACACACUUCUGUGUAUUUCUUACUUUUUGCAAAAUGCAGACUGCAGAGACUUGCAUUGUAUUGUUUCAUUUAAAGCCAAGAAGUUUAAUACAUUGUUUAAUACUGUUUUAGGAAAUGUCAGGUCUUGCAAAUCACAGUAGUUUUUCUGGUCUAAAAUGACAGCAUUUGUAGUAUUUUCCAAAUUAAUGAUAUAGGAAAAACACAUGUAUGUUAAGUCAUUAAACAUUUUUCAUGGCUGUAUGAGAAUAUGAACUGUUUAUUGGAAAAGAUGCUCUUUGUUUAGAUUAUUUUAAUUUUUUGUUUGUUUUUUUUCUUUUUUAUUUUGUUCUGUUUUUUUGUUUUUAUGCAGAGCAAGGCUGUGCCAAUAAAACCUUGUAACUAGUCACUUCCA
Zonotrichia albicollis (white-throated sparrow) is the source of this 1943-nucleotide messenger RNA. The record is from RefSeq and is a predicted model, not a curated record. NCBI's taxonomy places the organism in Eukaryota, Metazoa, Chordata, Aves, Passeriformes, Passerellidae.